Manacus vitellinus (golden-collared manakin) is the source of this 1059-nucleotide messenger RNA. It is a transcript of the gene MTNR1A, whose product is annotated as melatonin receptor 1A. Gene Ontology annotation, biological process: G protein-coupled receptor signaling pathway. Gene Ontology annotation, molecular function: melatonin receptor activity. Lineage: Eukaryota; Metazoa; Chordata; Aves; Passeriformes; Pipridae. Gene Ontology annotation, cellular component: membrane. The record is from RefSeq and is a predicted model, not a curated record.
AUGAGACUUGACGGGAGCGAGCUGAACCGCUCCGCUCCGCGGGACCCGCCGUGCGAGGGUGCCCGCGCCGCCAGCCCGGGGGUGACCUCCACUGCCGCCCCAUCACUCAUCUUCACCAUCGUGUUAACCUUGCUUGGGCAACCUCUGGUCGUUCUUUCGAUCUACCGCAACAAGAAGCUGCGAAACGCGGGAAAUGUGUUUGUUGUAAGCCUGGCAGUUGCAGACUUGAUUGUAGCUAUCUACCCAUAUCCACUGGUCCUCACAUCUGUGUUUCACAACGGAUGGAAACUGGGAUACCUACACUGCCAGAUUAGUGGCUUCUUGAUGGGCCUAAGUGUCAUUGGAUCAAUCUUCAAUAUUACAGGCAUCGCUAUCAAUCGGUACUGCUAUAUCUGCCACAGUCUCAAAUAUGACAAGCUAUACAGCAACAAGAAUUCAUUGUGCUAUGUUGUUCUUAUAUGGGUCCUAACAUUUGUUGCUAUUGUGCCCAACCUGUUUGUGGGAUCGCUACAGUAUGACCCCAGGAUUUACUCGUGUACAUUUACACAAUCUGUGAGUUCAGCAUAUACAAUAGCAAUUGUGUUUUUCCAUUUCCUGCUUCCCAUAGCCGUAGUUACUUUCUGUUACUUGAGAAUAUGGAUCCUAGUUAUUCAGGUAAGGCGAAGGGUUAAACCAGAUAACAACCCUAGGCUGAAGCCACACGACUUCAGAAACUUUGUAACCAUGUUUGUAGUAUUUGUACUGUUUGCAGUCUGCUGGGCCCCUUUGAACUUUAUAGGCCUUGCUGUGGCUGUCAACCCAAAAACUGUAAUCCCUAGGAUUCCAGAGUGGUUGUUUGUAUCUAGUUAUUAUAUGGCAUAUUUCAACAGCUGCCUUAAUGCUAUAGUAUAUGGACUCCUGAACCAGAACUUCAGAAGAGAAUACAAGAGAAUUAUUGUCACUUUUUGUACAGCAAAUGUUUUUUUCCAGGAUAGUUCUAAUGAUGCAGGAGACAGAAUGAGAAGUAAACCUUCUCCGUUGAUUACAAACAACAAUCAAGUAAAGGUGGACUCUGUCUGA